CAAAUAUAUCUCAAUAAUGACUGAAUGCAUUGACAAUAACAAGCUUCCAUCAAAUAAUUAUCGAUUUGAGGUUGUCCGUUUGAAAAGUUUCUUUAACUGGCCACAUGCAUGGAAGAAAUCAAAAGAAUUUGCAGCAGCUGGAUUUUAUUAUACAGGUGAUAGCGACAUAGUGAAAUGUUUCGAGUGUGGUAAAGAACUGUGGAAAUGGAAAGCAGAAGACAAUCCAAUGGCUGAUCAUAAACGAUACAGUAGGAACUGUUGGUUUGUUUAUAAUAUUCCAUGCGGCAAUGUGCCGAUUGAUACAGAUCCUAGCACAAUUCCAGCAUUUUUGCCUAAAGGCGUGGAUGAAUGUGGAAUUUAUGAUUGUACAAACAUACCUAAAUUUGAUUCAAACUGUAAAGAAGUAAGUUAUAGAUUGAAAGAGCUCAUGUCAAAUCCACAGUAUCCUGAAUAUAGCGAGUAUUCUGCCAGAUUGGCAUCAUAUGAUAAAUGGCCUAAAGCAUUGUCACAAAGUAAAGAAGAACUGGCAAUUGCUGGUUUCUAUUAUUCAGGAAGUGGCGAUGAAACAUUGUGCUAUUACUGCGGUGGAGGAUUAAUGGAUUGGGAACCAUUCGAUGAUCCUUGGAUAGAACAUGCCAAGUGGUUUGAUAAGUGUCUUUAUUUGCUUGUAAUGAAAGGGAAAGAGUUUGUACACAAUACUGCCAAGAAAACACAUAUAGAAACCAUAACAUCUGCAGUUGAUAAAUUACUUGAAAAAUUGGAGGAAGAUAGUAAUGAAAUUAUUGGUAAUGGAAAUACUCAAAACUCAGUUAAUUCUGAAGAAACUAAUACAGAAGCAAGUAUCGUAUCAGGCAAGGACAGUACCGAGCAAAAAUCUGUCCAAAUACAGAGUGACAAACCACAUAACAAGGAUUAUGCAACAUUAUGUAAAAUUUGCUUUAACAGAGAAUUACAGGUCGCGUUUAUACCAUGCGGACAUGUAUUAGCGUGUGUAGAAUGUGCCAAUAAUAUGCAAGUAUGCGGCGUAUGUCGUAAGGAUAUUGAUAUUGCUGUACAAGUGCAUUUCACAUAGGGACUGUUUUUUCUUUGUAACAAAUGUCAUGUUAAUUUUACUCCAGAAUAUUCCAUUUAUCAUGAAAAUCGACACUUUAAAGCAAAACUAAAUGACAUAGUUCAUGUAGCAUAUAGAUC
Cyphomyrmex costatus is the source of this 1191-nucleotide messenger RNA. Its product is annotated as death-associated inhibitor of apoptosis 1. Lineage: Eukaryota; Metazoa; Arthropoda; Insecta; Hymenoptera; Formicidae. Gene Ontology annotation, molecular function: cysteine-type endopeptidase inhibitor activity involved in apoptotic process; ubiquitin protein ligase activity. Bases 17 to 1072 code for a protein of 351 amino acids. Gene Ontology annotation, biological process: positive regulation of protein ubiquitination; negative regulation of apoptotic process; regulation of cell cycle. Gene Ontology annotation, cellular component: cytoplasm; nucleus. The transcript is spliced from 3 exons. The record is from RefSeq and is a predicted model, not a curated record.